AUGAACGGGGCUGGGCCUAGCAACCGUCCUGCCAAGCGUCAGAAAACAGGUGAUGACUACAUCAAUCGGCUCGUCGGCCGUGUGAACAAGGAGGAGGGUAUGGAUGUCGAGUGGGGCAAGUCUCGCUACCACGUCCCGCACCAGUGGGUGUACAACUUCAAGCACACCAAGGAUCCCAAGGGUGGUAGCCGCAGACAGGCGAAGAUGUGGCCGCACGACACGCCUGAAGGAGAGGAUUACAGGAAGCUGGUGCCUAUCACGACCCCAGACAAGCUGCGAGACUAUAUGAGCCUUGCAAGGCGCAACAAACGGCCAGAGGCAGACAGUUACGAUGCGUACCUUGCACGGAUAGCAGGCGCCUCUCGUUCCGCGAAACCCGUGCAGAACAAGGGGAACCGAGCUCAAAGUGCCCCCCGCUUUUCGAACCCCGUGCAGAACAGGGAUUGCGAGAAGGAGGGCUCAAAUGCGGGGAUCCCACCAAGGUCAGUAAACAAUUCGCAAUCGAAUGCGAGUUGGAUCGAUCCUGAUGAAGGGGAGUUCAACAAGCGGAAGCUAGUGAGUGAGGUCAACCAAGCUCUCAUGAACGAGAACAAGACGGGGCUCCCCCAUGACUUUCAAGCAGUACAAGAUGGGCUUCGCAAAGAGAGACAAGCCGAGAUCGACCAACUCCGAAACGAGUUUAGGUCCACCCCUAACGUGAAGAAGAAGCGCACCAUCCUUGCCAGGCUGCGGCCACUAGGGGACAAUAUCGAAAACUUGCUUCGAGAUCCCAGCCUGACCAACAACAACCGCGCCAUGUUCACCCCAAACAAGGGUCUGAUAGUGCAGAGGGGUCGCGAUCGUGUGCUGUCUUGGCUGGAUGCUCCGGCCAAUUCCAGGCCAAUGCAGAGCCAGCGGCGGAUAACACCCACACCAAUCCCAAGACCGAACCAGGCAAACAAUCAAACCAACAGGAAAGGCAAACGGAGAAUCAAUAACAUCUAA
Messenger RNA from Klebsormidium nitens, 984 nucleotides. The record is from the annotation of a GenBank genome assembly. Lineage: Eukaryota; Viridiplantae; Streptophyta; Klebsormidiophyceae; Klebsormidiales; Klebsormidiaceae.